Messenger RNA from Arabidopsis arenosa, 379 nucleotides. NCBI's taxonomy places the organism in Eukaryota, Viridiplantae, Streptophyta, Magnoliopsida, Brassicales, Brassicaceae. The record is from the annotation of a GenBank genome assembly.
UCAUCUCUUCCUCCGGCGACGAUGUCGAUUUACAGGAUCGCUAGAGCCUUACCCUUCUCCGGGAUCUUAAGGCAGCUUGAGCAAGAAGCUGAAACUGUGAUCAAUGUUCUGCAACCUGGACCUUUGGGAAUCAUAGAGCACAAGUUCUCGGCUCAAGAGAUUCGAGAGGCAAAAGCUACAGUGUCUAGAGCAGUUGAUAAUUGGCGAAGACAUUCUGAGGUUGAGCAUGCAAAUGGCCUUUUAAAAGAUUACAUUUACAAGUGAGAAGUGAGUAAGAAUCUCUACUUUUGUUCUCUUGUUUGUUUCAUUGCUGAUGAUGAAUAAAGGCCUUUCCUUUUGUUGAACAAUCUUUAGAGAUCAAUGAAAAAGCAAAUCUUUC